Rhododendron vialii is the source of this 483-nucleotide messenger RNA. RefSeq names its product formin-like protein 7. NCBI's taxonomy places the organism in Eukaryota, Viridiplantae, Streptophyta, Magnoliopsida, Ericales, Ericaceae. The record is from RefSeq and is a predicted model, not a curated record. The coding region runs from base 1 to 483 and encodes 160 amino acids. The transcript is spliced from 2 exons.
AUGGCAGAAUCCGGUGAAGGUGGCGGCAAUGGUGGUGCCGGAGAAGGAAGAAGCCACACAAGGGCUGAAAUCGAGGCCCCACGGCCACGAAUCGACGAUCAAACGUCGGUAGGGCCUUCGUCGAGCAUUGGCGCAGAUAGUGCAGGCGGCGACGACGGCGGUGGUGGCCAUGCAGUAGAAGUUGGCGGUGGCGAUGGGCGGCGGGCCGGCGGCAGCAGCAGCCAUGGUGGUGGUGAUGAUGGUGGCCGACCGGAGACACCGGUGAGAGAUCCGGCGAGGGGCAAGGGUCCUGUGGUUGAGGAGGGAGCGUUCGGAGAGGUACCCAUGGGGGAGGUGGAGUUCAGGCCUGCAGCAGGGUCCUCGGUGCACGUACCCAUCACUCGGGGGGACUUUGCCGAGUUUGUGUCCAAGGAAGAACUCGGCCGGUUGCUCCGUGAGAACCCGGGGGGUAGUGGCUGCAGUGCUGGCAGCACGAGAGGAUAG